AUGGUUCCAAAGACUCGAGCCAUGACGGGCUCGACUAGUAGCCGAAAGCGAAGCCAUGUAGCUUCAUCGGAACUCCAGUCCCGUUCAACGGCGUCAGGUUUAUCUGAAGCGGAUGCUGUGACGCGUCAAGAUGGCAAUCAGAUCGCAAACCAGACGACUGGCUCGCCUCAGACGCCUAAGCGUCGGCAGAAACGCGCUCGUUUCUCUGAUCCAGGUCCUUCAUCGAUCACCAGACGGCCCAGUGGAACGACAGGGCUCACUCCAGCCAUGGGCCAUGCGGGUAUUGAUGGACGUCGACGCAGUUCAGGGGCUCAGACUCCUUCGCGACCUAGCCGACGACAGUCUGCCCCCGUCUUCCUUUCGGAAACCUUGAUGGAUCCAGAACUUGUCGGACGGACCGAACCCAUCACUGUUCAGUUCACCCCCUUCCGCCAGAUCCUAGAUGCUAGAGCUCGCCGCCGCUUGGUGCGAUCUGGCCUCAGUGACGUGAUGAACAGAUUCGAUAGCGAGAAAAAGGAUCUUAAGAAAGCAGCUGCUGAAAUUGAGUCUUUACAAAAGAAGUUGGGCAGUUAUGAAUCGGCACAAGCAUCAGGGGCACACGACAAUAAUAUUUUCAACGACAACUUUGAGACUAUUCUCAUCGAUGACGAUACGGUAGACGGUACCAUGGUCAUGUCAGAUUCUCCGACAUUCAACCGUUAUGGUGAUGCUCAUGGUUUGAGCUCGGACAACUCGGCCAGCCCGGAGGAGACAUCUCCGAUUACCCCUCACACAGGUUUCAGUCAUCCAGUUUCCAUCAUGGAUGAUCAGUCCUCGGAGGAACUGCGAAUGAUGGCAGAGGACUUGGCGGCUGCGCGCAAAGAGAAACAAGAUCUUUUCAACGAAUGGCGCAAGCUAAACCCACUAUCUUCAACUGAGCCUGAAGCAGAGGCCACCACUCCUCCAGCGGACUUCAUGAAGCAAAUUGUGCCUCGAUUAGAGGCUGCCCUUAGGACAGAGUCUGAUCUUACUCAGGUUCUCAAAGCGACCCAAGACGAGCUUAAUCAGAUGGGAUUCUCGGGUCCCAAUAUCGACGCCAUACUUGCCCAGAUGCGUGACACCUUCGAAUCAGCACGAGAGGAACUCAAGGGUUAUAGAUCUGAAGAGAAACUACCACCUCGUUUCAAUGGCAAAGUAAUUCUAAAAGCCUUCAUUAUACAUCUUCGACAGGUUUCCAACGCUCUAAUCCUUGAGCACAAAGCCAAAAUGACGGUAUGUGAGGCCCACGAUUCUCUCAGACAACAGUUUGACUACACCCUCAUACUUCUGGACAAGGAGCGCACCAAAGUCAGGAAUUUUGAAGGCAGCAAAGAGGACGAUGCUGAGGAUAUGCUUCGAGUUCGAAUGCGCCUGCAAGAAGUUGAGCGGGCACUGAAGGAGAAGGAAGAUUCAAUCGCAAAACUCAAUACGGCCCUCAAAAAAUACUACAAGGACCAGGAGACUCACGAAAAUAUUAUCUCAGAACUGGAGAAACAACAGCAGGAAGAACAACACAUCUCAAAACGGCGGAUUAAGGAUCUGGAAGAUUCUGUGAACUCUAUCACCAACAUUGCCGAUUAUCGAUCGAAGACGAUUGAGGAGUUCAAGAAAUCUCUGAUAGAGAAGGAAAAGGAAUUAGCAGACCUUGCCAAGCAUGUUGGCAACCUUAUUGAAGAGAACAAGAAACUUGUUGACCGUAUCGUCGAACGAGACCAGAAAAUUGGACAUCUCAAUACUCGCAUUGCAGAUGUAUCGACGGAACUACAGUCUACCCAAGCCGAUCUUGCAAAAACAGAAGAGCUCAAUAAGAUGUUGCAAGCGCACAACAAACAGCAUGUGGAGGCUCGCGACCGGAUCGAAGCCCUCUUCCAGAACUCCAUGUCGAAAUUUGCCAAGGUCUUCGAUAUCGAGCGCAAGAACGAGAAGCGGCGCGAAAUUACGGAGAAGAUUCUUAUAGGCACUGACUCCAACAACGCGCAGUCUGAGCCUAGUCUUCCGACAAACUCUCCUUUGAAGAAGUCUCUUAAUGGUGCUUUGGAGAACGUACGUCUGGGCCGCGGCAAAGAUCGUCGUACCUUGUCCAGCAGCGAGCUUGGACUGGAUAGCGGCAUUGGUGGAUCAGAACCGCAGACCGACGUGCCUGCAUCCGAUGCUUUCUUGGAAGCUAUCGACGAAGAAGACGCGAGCGUCGAGUAA
Molecule: messenger RNA, 2214 nt
Organism: Talaromyces marneffei
Lineage: Eukaryota; Fungi; Ascomycota; Eurotiomycetes; Eurotiales; Trichocomaceae
Exons: 1
Coding region: 1-2214 (737 amino acids)
Source: RefSeq, a predicted model, not a curated record